Messenger RNA from Mobula hypostoma (lesser devil ray), 4881 nucleotides. Its product is annotated as NACHT, LRR and PYD domains-containing protein 3-like. NCBI's taxonomy places the organism in Eukaryota, Metazoa, Chordata, Chondrichthyes, Myliobatiformes, Myliobatidae. Gene Ontology annotation, cellular component: cytoplasm. The transcript is spliced from 11 exons. Gene Ontology annotation, molecular function: protein binding. The record is from RefSeq and is a predicted model, not a curated record. Bases 894 to 3764 code for a protein of 956 amino acids.
ACAGUUGCUCAGUUACUGUAAUGGGCCAACUGCGGACAAUUGUUAAAAGUGGCUCUUUAUAAACAGGGUGACCGUGAAGUCAGCUGCAGGCAGAGGGGGCACAGUAAAAUCCGGAGAAAGUGAAUGCCUCCUGUUCAAAAGAGAACAUUAUUCCAAAUACAUAAUAUUCCAUCAGAGUUGAGAGCGCCCUUCCUUCUGCUGUCUCUGUGCAAUAAACCCACAGUGAUCUUUGCCCUGAGCUGUCGCUGGGGUUUAUAAUCUGACAAUAAACUGGUCCCAAGGUGAACAAUAAAUUAAAGUGACGACACCAACGGAACCGAACCAUGAUGCGGGUUGUGAUUCCUCUCUAGAGCAGAUCAAAUAUUCCAGAGGGAGAAAAUUACUGCACCGCUUGCACUGUGGUAUUAAUUCUGGUUCAGACCACUUGUACGAGUGACUUGUUCAUCGAAAUUAAGCUUUUAUGUGGUUUAACACAAGCGUUGUGGAACAAGGUGUGGCGUUACGUGCUGAAUAGACUGAAGCUCAGGUUUACGAGCGAGUUAUCAACAGAACAUUGCUCAGGGUGUGCUCACUUACUGUCAGGGACAAUAACAUUCAGAUGCCCGGAUUCUUUGUAAACAGACUCAGGAGUCCAGCACCAGGUAGACCUGCGGUGAGAGAUUUAUUGGAAAAACCCCAAAUGGAAGCAAACCACGACUGAAGACGAGGGAACAGAAACAAGUGAACCAGCCCGAGGACUGAGAGCACCAACUGGAGAGAACCCUUCUGACUCAGGGUUUCCAUUGAUUCAGUCAGGAGAAAGUUUGGGCAUCACCAGCAGGUGGAGCUUUCCUGCACCGCGACCAAAGUGUAAACAAGACGACGACAAUCAACAAUCGCCAGUCACAAUCAGAAUGGACAAAGGUGGGAUAAUGAAUCGAGUAGGGAAAGCACUGAAGAGGAUUUUACCAGGCAACUCAUCGAGGGAAGAUGAUCGAGACACGGGAAGCAAGGUACCAAAGCAGGGUCAGAUUGAGAGCAAUGUCCCAAUAGAAAGCGGUCAGGCAGCAGCGGAAGUGGAGCAAAUUCAGCCCAGAGACAGUGACGUCAGAGACACUGAUCAGGACCCUGGAACCAGCACAAGUGAGGCGACUGUCUGUCAACUCGGAAGCUCAUUGGACACGGAAUUGUCAAGUGUCCAACAAGGAGCAGAUCCAAAGUUUACAAUCUCCGACCUCCUGGCAGAGGGGGAGGAAUAUCGACUGUAUCAACUGACGAAGUUCUACAGAGACAGACUCAUACAAGCGAUUGAAGAAAAGGUUGAAAGACUCGGCUGGAUGUUGACAAAGGAGGGACAUUUCAGUAGAGAAGAAAAUGAGAAAGUCACUGAGCUGACAGAGAAGGGAAACCGGGCAGAGAGUUCCAGACUCUUCCUCAGUUUGGUGAUGGGCAAAGGAUCCCAGGCUCGCAGGGCGAUGUGGGAAUCCUUUGUGACUUGGAGGACUGAGUUACCGAAGUUGGGCAGAAUACUGAGGGAAAUUGAGGACCUCGGUCCUGAUCCACAAGAAUACAUGAGGAUUGGCCAAGGGUUACCUGAAUUACCCACUCAACUGAUAGAUGUUCAACAGAAACACAAGGAGACUCUGCGGGUACAAACUGAAACGCUGAGAGUGAACACGAUCCUGAUGAGGGAGAAGGUGAAGGUUUUCCAGCUGGUUGAUCGAUACGCUAAGCUCACAGUCAUUUCUACUGUUCGAGAUCGGAGACUGGUGGAACAUGAGCUGCUGGCAAGAGGCAGAGACCACGAGGAGUGGAGAGAGGAACAUCUCCGCGGAGAGCUGGAAAAAAUCCGGACUGAUCAGUUGUUCCAGAGCAGCUUUUCCCGGAGUAAAUCCAAAUCUGGGAGUUCGGCAGCAGUGGCCGGAGUCGCAGGGAUCGGGAAAACAACAAUGGUACAAAAGAUUGUUUAUGACUGGGCCACGGGGAAAAUAUACCAACAAUUCCAGUUUGUCUUCAGUUUCAAAUUCCGAGAUUUAAACUCCAUUAACUGCAGAAUAAACCUGAGGGAACUGAUCCUGGAUCAGUAUCCUUACUUUGGGAAUAUCCUGAGAGAGGUCUGGAAGAACCCAGAGGGAUUGCUGUUUAUAUUCGAUGGUUUGGAUGAAUUCAAGCACAGAAUUGAUUUUGCUGACAGUCGGAGAGAUACAGAACCCAAGCACCAGUGUCCAGAUCCCGAGUGGUGGUGUGAAGUGUCUGACAUUGUGUACAGUUUAAUCCAGGGCAAGCUGCUCCCAGGGUGUUCAGUGCUGGUGACCACCCGUCCCACUGCGUUACAUUUAUUGGAAAAGGCAAUGAUCAGUAUCUGGGCUGAAAUCAUGGGAUUUGUUGGUGAGGAACGGAAGGAAUAUUUCAUCAGGCAUUUUGAAGAUCAGACGGUGGCAGAAGCUGUUUUCAAACACGUGAAGGAGAACGAGAUCCUGUACACCAUGAGCUACAACCCCUCCUACUGCUGGAUCCUCGCUCUGGCACUGGGCCCCUUCUUCACACAAAGAGUCAGGGACCCGCAGCGAGUUCCCAAGACCAUCACCCAACUGUACUCCUACUAUAUUUACAACAUCCUGAAAAACCACGGCCGUGAGAUUGAGAACCCCCGUGAUGUGUUACUCAGGGUUGGUCAGAUGGCCUUCAGAGGAGUGUCCCAGAAGAAGAUUGUGUUUACAGAUGGAGAUUUGAUCAAGUACAAUCUGCAGCCUUCCCCGUUCCUGUCUGGGUUCCUGAUGGAGCUUUUGGAGAGAGAGGAUUCUGCCCGGAGCGUGGUGUACACAUUCCCACACCUCACCAUCCAAGAGUUUGUAGCUGCAGUCGCACAAUUCCUGAAUCCACAUCCCGGGGAUAUCCUGAAAUUCCUCACUGAGGCCCACAGCAUGACAGAUGGGCGAUUUGAGGUAUUUCUUCGUUUUGUUGCUGGUCUCUCCUCCCCAAUGACAGCUCGGGGCCUGGAGGAGUUUCUGGGUCCAUUUCCUCAUCAAACAACCUGCCGGGUGAUUGACUGGGUGAAGGAGGAGGUUAAACGUCAGAGUGGAAACACAGAGAGUGAAGCUGGUAAAAGGAGCCUCCUGAACACAUUGCACUACCUGUUUGAGUCUCAGAAUCGUGGACUGGCUCAGGCCGCACUGGGAUCAGUGGAAACACUUUCAUUCUGUGGAAUGACACUGACCCCGAUUGACUGUGCGGUCCUGUCUCAUGUCAUCGGACUGUGUGAUACAAUAAAAUACCUCGACCUGGGUGUUUGCAACAUUCAGUGUGAAGGAAUCCAGCGGCUGGGACCCGGGCUGCACAAGUGCCAGGAGUUGAGACUGAGUGGUAAUGAACUGGGAGAUUCAGGAGUGAAGCUGCUGUCUGCGGCUCUGAGGAACCCGGAGUGUAAAAUACUGAAACUGUGGCUGGAGGAUGUCGGUCUCACAGAUUCUGGUGCCGAGGAUCUCGUCUCCGCUCUCAGUACAAACCCAUCACUGACGGAGCUGGACCUGGGUUAUAAUAAACUGGGAGAUUCAGGAGUGAAACUGGUGUCUGUGGCUCUGGGGAACCCGGAGUGUAAAAUACAGAAACUGGGGCUGAUCAAUGUCGGUCUCACAGAUUCUGGUGCCGAGGAUCUCGUCUCCGCUCUCAGUACAAACACAUCACUGACGGAGCUGGAGCUGGGAUUAAACUCGCUGACAGACCGAUCUGUCCCCGCUCUCCGCCGCCUCAUACUGACCCUCCCGAGUCUGGAGCGGAUCGGGUGAGUGUUUGUGUUAAUGUUCAAUGUGAUAAAAUAUCAGCGGAUCCGCGGGUUUUCUGGUGAUAUUUGUCUGUGAGUGUUGUUGAAACAUUAACCCCAGUCCCCUGUUACUGACACUGUUGUGUAAUCUGUUUAUUUCAUCUUUAUUCUCCCAUCUGUUUUAGGCUGUGGGGGAAUCGGUUCAGUGAGACCGGGAUGAAGGAACUGAGAUCUCUGCAGGAACCCAGACCCGGACUGACCGUGAUCGUGUGAACAUCUGAAUGUGUGAACAUCCCCGCCCGCGGGAUGGGGACAUUUUGGCCGAUUCCCCGCCCUCCCCUUUAACUCCCACCCUUGCCUUACCUUUAAUAGCCACGCGCCAGGUUUAAUUCCCAACGGUUUUCAACGGAAUUGCCUCCAGCCUCGCGCUGUGUGCCGUUGACUGGUCUCCCGUGGUGACGUAUUUCGGUCUCCUGUCCAGCGGCGCUGCUUCCGCCGGAUGUGCGGGUUCGAGACCCCGGGGAAUGACACAGACAGGAAGAGCCCGGGGGCCGGGGCUCAGUCUGGGACACCGGGGUCCCGGGGUGGGAUUAUCCCGGGAGUAGGUAAUGCUGGCUGGCCUGCUGCGUUCACCGGCAACUUUUACGUUUGAUGCCGGGGAAUUACACAGACAGGAAGGGCCCGAUGAUGGCGGGUUUUUUCUGAGACACGGGUGACUCCUGACCGGCGUGGAUAACUUCACUCACAUCAUCUCUGAACUGAUUCCACAACCUACGGACUCACUUUCAUAUAAUUUACAACUCAUGUCAUUAUUAUUUAAUAUUUUAUUUGCACAAAUUUCCCAUCCUUUGCACAUUGCUUGUUGGUUAGUCUUUGUUUUUGUAUAGUUUUUCAUAAAUUCUGCAAAAAAGAUUGAUUGUCCUGUAAAUGACUGCAAUAAAAAGAAUCUCAGGGUAGUAUAUGGUGACAAAUAAGUACUUUGAUAAUAAACAACACGCAUCAAAGUUGCUGGUGAUCGCAGCAGGCCAGGCAGCAUCUCUAGGAAGAGGUAUAGUCGAGACCCUUCGUCAGGACUAACUGAAGGAAGAGUGAGUAAGGGAUUUGAAAGUGGGAGGCGGAGAGGGAGAUCCAAAAUGAUACGA